AUGCUAUAUGUGCACCGUAUGGAAGCAGUCACAAAUGUUGUUGAAUGGACUGAGAGGAAUGAGGAUUGUUCCCUACUUGGGCAAUCUACGUGGCUCUUGAUGAGUAACCUGGCAAUGAUGCUUUUCUCGCUGACACACCUUCAUACGAAGAAGAUGAAGAGAUCUUUGACGACAUGGAUAUGUGAUGAUGAUCUCUGUAUCUUCAUGCUGAACUACAGUCUGUAG
This is a messenger RNA of Eruca vesicaria subsp. sativa (arugula), 225 nucleotides long. NCBI's taxonomy places the organism in Eukaryota, Viridiplantae, Streptophyta, Magnoliopsida, Brassicales, Brassicaceae. The record is from the annotation of a GenBank genome assembly.